Molecule: messenger RNA, 5436 nt
Organism: Myxocyprinus asiaticus (Chinese sucker)
Lineage: Eukaryota; Metazoa; Chordata; Actinopteri; Cypriniformes; Catostomidae
Product: chloride channel protein 1-like
Exons: 23
Coding region: 25-3024 (999 amino acids)
Biological process (GO): chloride transport; transmembrane transport
Cellular component (GO): membrane
Molecular function (GO): voltage-gated chloride channel activity
Source: RefSeq, a predicted model, not a curated record
UUUUGGGUCAGUGACAGUGUGUCAAUGGCCGCAGAUGCAUCGCAAAGGACGGCUCUGAGAUACCAGCAGACCCUGCCAUAUGGAGAGUACAGGGAGCACCCCGGUGGGUCCCAGAGGAGAGAGGCCACCCGCCUGCUAACAGAGAGACAGCGGAAAAAACAUGGACAUCACCACCACGGGCACUACUAUUACAGUCGCCAUGGGCGGAGUCACAGCCGAAGUCGCCAUCACAGUCGCCACCAUCUGGAUCCGGAGACAGAGGGUUCUCAAAACAGGCAGGAGCAAGAGCAGAGCCACACGUCAUCAUUCAAGAAACGACGCUCCUACUCCAAGUGCAGAGACUGUGUGGCUCGAGUACAGAAGUUCCUUGUCUCUAAGUUGGGAGAAGACUGGAUCUUUUUGGUGCUGUUGGGUAUUACCAUGGCAUUAGUAAGCUGGACCAUGGACUAUGCUAGUGCCAAAAGUCUGCAAGCCUAUAAGUGGUUUUAUGGGGAGUUGAAGGGAAACAUCCCACUGCAAUACCUGGUCUGGGUCUCCUAUCCCAUGGUGCUCAUCUUGUUUGCUUCCCUCUUCUGCCACCUGGUCGCUCCUCAGGCCAUUGGCUCUGGUAUUCCAGAGCUGAAAACCAUCCUCAGAGGAGUUGUGCUGAAGGAGUAUUUGACACUCAAGGCAUUUAUUGCCAAAGUGGUGGGACUCACUGCUGGCCUGGGCAGUGGAAUGCCAGUUGGCAAAGAGGGUCCCUUUGUCCAUAUAGCCAGUAUCUGUGCAGCUGUACUCAGCAAGUUUAUGUCUUUCUUCUCUGGAGUCUAUCAGAGCCCAUAUUGUUAUACAGACAUCCUCACAGUGGGUUGUGCAGUGGGGGUUGGAUGCUGCUUUGGAACCCCUCUUGGAGGUGUAUUGUUCAGCAUUGAAGUUACAUCAACAUAUUUUGCCGUGAGGAACUACUGGAGGGGCUACUUUGCUGCCACAUUCAGUGCUUUCAUAUUCAGAGUGCUGUCUGUGUUCAAUAAAGAUGCAGUCACCAUCACUGCUCUCUUUCGUACCAACUUCCGCAUGGAUUUUCCCUUUGACCUGCAGGAGCUCCCGGCGUUCGCCAUUAUUGGGAUUUCUUGUGGGUUUCUGGGAGCUUUCUUUGUUUACCUGAACCGCCAAGUCGUCCUCUUCAUGAGAAAACCCAAUAUUCUCACACGCUUUCUUAUGGAACACCGACUGAUUUUCCCUGCUGUUGUGACUCUACUGGUUACAACACUGACAUUCCCUCCAGGCUUCGGACAAUUCAUGGCUGGAGAGCUGAUGCCCAGAGAGUGCAUCAACUCUCUGUUUGAUAACUUCACCUGGACAAAGAUAUGGGGAUCCCCCCAUCCUCCUGGUCUGGGUCGCUCGGCUGUCUGGUUUCACCCUGAUGUCAGCAUCUUUGUCAUUCUUAUUCUCUUCUUCAUCAUGAAGUUCUGGAUGUCUGCGGUUUCUACCACGAUGCCCAUCCCGUCUGGAGCUUUCAUGCCUGUCUUUGUACUGGGUGCAGCAUUUGGUCGUUUAGUGGGUGAGAUUAUGGCUACUCUCUUUCCUCAUGGUAUCCUGUUUGAUGGAAUACUGUACCGCAUCAUCCCUGGAGGGUACGCUGUCAUUGGUGCAGCAGCACUGACUGGAGCGGUCACUCACACCGUUUCGACGGCAGUGAUCUGUUUUGAACUGACCGGUCAGAUCUCUCACAUCCUGCCCAUGAUGGUUGCCGUCAUCCUUGCCAACAUGGUCGCGCAGGGUCUACAACCUUCACUGUAUGAUUCCAUUAUCCAGGUCAAGAAACUGCCGUACCUACCCGAGCUGGGCUUUGGCCACAUAAGCCAGUAUAAUAUCUUUGUGGAGGACAUCAUGGUGAGGAAAGUAAAGUUUCUAUGUUCCCAGUCUACAUACAGAGAAGUACUCCAUUUAAUGGAUUCAACCUCGCUAAAAACCAUCCCGCUGGUGGACUCAAAAGAAUCGAUGAUUCUAUUAGGAAGCAUUGAAAGAUCUGAGCUUCUCGCCCUCUGUGAUUGGUGGCUGUCAGCAGAGAGGCGGAUCCUAAAUCAAGGACAGGGCUCACAAGGUCAGGUGCCUUGUGCAAAAGUCAGCUGGGAAUCCUUUGCCUUUGUUGAUGAGGAAGGAGAUGACAAUGAAGAAGACAAGACAAUGCCAGUUCAAGAGGAGAGAAACGGCCCUCUACCUCUGUCCAAACCGCCAGAAACCUCCACCAAUCACAUGUCGCCUGAUAAGGGUCCUUCGCAGUCUUUCGGGAAAAUUUUACGUAACUUCUUUACCUCCUCUUCGGAAAGACAUACAGAAGGUCAGCCCCAGGAGCCUUAUCCUCCACCUUUAACGGACACAAUGACACCAGAGGAGAUCAAAGCCUGGGAGGAGGCAGAGAUGGACAAGCAUGUGGAAAUCGAUCAGAUCAGAAUAGACCCCUCCCCCUUCCAGCUUGUUGAGAGAACAUCACUGCAUAAGACUCAUACCCUGUUCUCUUUGCUGGGCCUGAGUCAUGCCUAUGUAACCAAUACUGGCAAACUGGUGGGAGUUGUGGCGCUAAAAGAGCUCCAAAAAGCUAUUGAGGGCUCCACACGCAGUGGCGUACGCCUGCGCCCCCCUCUGGCCAGUUUUCGCGAUACCAUCCGUAAGUCUGCGAAGCCUCCACAGGCUUCCUCCCCUCCGUCCUCCCCCGGCUCCGUCACAGCCCCCUCUUCGCCUCUGUCCACCCCUGUGGUACCCCAUUCCCCGAGCCCAGCAGCCCCAGUGAAGGACAUGAAGGAGAUGGAGGUUUGGAUCGAAGGUGUGAAACGGGAGGUGAUUGUGGAGAACAGCAGUAUUACAACCUCAGGAAGCGGUAGCAGCUGCAUUGGUGGGACAGGAAGUAGUGACAGUGAUGGAGGAAGUUCAGAAAACAGCCCCACCCUGCCCCCCACCUCUCUUCCUCCAGUCCCUCUCUCCACCUUACAGUCGGUCCCCGAGAACAAAGAGAAUGAAGACAUCGAGGACGAGGAGCCCCUUUAGAACAAAGAAUAGUUUGGGCUGUAUUUUUGUGUGAUCAGUGUAUUUUUGUUAACUUUUUUAUAUAAUGAUUUCAUUUUUGUUUUUUUUCAUUUGCUUGUUUUUAAAGGUUUUAAAUUAUCUGUCCUUUUCCCUCUUAGUUUUUUUUUAAUUUCUGUUUCUCUUUCUAUCAAAUUCUUUAAAGCUAUAUAAUCUUACACUGAUGGUUGCACGUUCUGCCACAGGACAAUUAAACUGGAAAUAUCAGGGAGUUUUAAAGACCUGGGAAAGUCUGGAAAUUAAUGGCAUCAUAAAAGUCAUGGAAAUGUCUAUACUUAAUAUAAUGGGGUUUUUUGUUGAAGUUUUCACCUUAAUAUUGAUCGUGUGUAGAGUAAAACGUGCUUGCUUACUUUUUGUUCGAUUCCUUUCAAUCAAUUGGUCAAAACAGAUCACAAAUUGGUCUAAAUGAUUAAUUAACCAGUCAGUCUGAAUCAAAAUUAUUUUUACCAUUUCAUUUCCAGUAAUCACAAACGACUGCAGAAGUCAUGGAAAAGUCAUAGAAAUCAAUAAGAUCAUAGGAUCAUAAGAUCACAAAAUUGUUGUUUUCUUGGAAAUUUCUCCACAAUAUAACCACUUAAAAUAUUCCGGAUUCUUCUACAUUUUCCCGUUAUGUUCAGAAGUUUUUUUGUAACACAGACCCUAUGACUGUCCGUCACUUUUAAAGGAGUAGUUCCCCCAAAAAUGAAAUUUCUGUCAUUAUUUACUCAGCAUUAUGUCAAUCCAAACCCAGAUGACUUUAUAACACAAAAGAGAAAGUUUACCAGAAUGUCCAAACUGCCCUUUCCCACACAAUAAAAGCUUACAGUGACCAUGUGUUGUCUAACUUUAAAAAGUAUGUGUGACCGAUCACGAUGCGGCAAGUCUGAGCCUGCAAAAAUGCAAAUACAUUUUCAUUGUAGGGAGAACAAUUCCUUUAAAGUUUUCAGUGGCAUGUUCAGUCUACACUGAAAAAAAAUUGGAGUGAAGUUUAUUUUAAAAAACCUAGGAAACAAUUUCCACGCAAAAAUUGCUAGUAAAUUAAACAGGCCAUAAUUUCAAAGUAAAGGCUUUACUUAGAACUUCUCAAGUAGAGUUUACUUUGCAAUACAUUUAAAAGUGUACUAGCAUUUCAAUGUUUUUAAUACUCAAUCACAUACCACAUGACACACAGAAACCUUCCACAGGGAAGCUUAAUGCAUGCUUUGUAAUCUAUUAGACAAUAUCACCUUGUUUUAAUGGUGGUAGAAACAAAGCCCAGAGCUGUGCACGCAGACCUCAACACUUGGUGCAUAAAACACGAUAACGGUAACAAUCAACGGAUAAUUUUUUUGAUCAUGAACGGGUAAUAUUGAGUAGAAAAUGAACUUCAUACUUCACUAAACAAGAAGUUACCAAAUGUAACAACAAAAUCAACAAUAAAAUUGGUGUAAAUAAACUUUUUAAAGCUCAUUAAUUAUUCAAGCCCUGUGCACUUAAGUAAACUUUACCUAUUUUAACCUGUGAAAUUUACUUAAAUUAGCAAAUAAAUAUGACAAGGAUUUCUUCUUUAGGAUUCAUACAUGAUGACGCAUUGUAAACAUAACAAACAAUCAAAAUAAUAUUUACUAAUAAGCUAGAGCAUUCAUUUGUACAUUGCUGAAUUAAGUACAAAUGUACAAUUUACUUAAUAUUUUCAAAUUCACACUUUAACUUUUAUAUUAAAAAAAUACUUAAUCUUUUCUGCUAUAUUUACUUCACCACAAAAUAUAUUUUUUCAGUGUACAUUGCAUGUUCAAUUAACCAAAAAUGUAUGAAAAAAAACUGAAUCCCAUUCAUUUUUUUUUUUUUUUUUUUUUUUUCAGAGGCAAAACAUGUACACUAUAUCACUGGCAUAUAAAUUGCUGAAAAUGUUGAAUCAUGUUUACAUAUAAAAUGACAGACCUCACUCAUUCAUACAACUGGACAUUAGUGUUAUAUGUCGUGAAUCCUUUAUCAUGCCAUGUUCUGAAAUUGACAUUUAAUUCAAGAACUUUCUAAUAAUCUAUAUUCCCACUGUAUUCAAAAUUGUUGGACAAAAGUUGGCCAGCAGGUGGCACAUUGUGAACUUGACAUUUUCAGAAUUUGAGCAUAACCUCAUUUUCACCUGGAACAUAUUCCCUUUGCUGUCUCACCCUUGUGUCCUUUUUCAGUUAUCAUUUCAUGUGAUUAAAAUUCAGGGUGUGUGCACUGUCCUCUUAAUUUCUCCUUUUUCUUUCAAAUGUCUCUCUCAGGUCUCUCUCAUGUCUUUAAACCAAGGACUCUUAUGAACACAGUCUAUGUGGGGUUUUGUGAUCUGCUGUCUUCUUUUGAAUGUUUGUGUUAAUUUAAUGUGAUUAUGUGUCUGAUCAGUGAAACAUGACCAGUUACAUUUAUUGCCUC